CUCCACCGCACAAGCCAUCCAAGGGUCGAAAAUAGAAAUCUUUUCUGAAUCCGCACCAUGUAAUUCUGGCUCCGUGCCUGCACACAACCUUCGACCUUUUUGUAGUUUCCACAGCCCACCGUCCAUGGCUGCCAUAUCAUUCACACCGCACGUUCAAAGACCUCCGAUACCUUUACUUUCCAAGCCCAGAACCCUUAAAACCAAACCCAGAGUUUCAACUCAAGCUUCUCCAACCUCACAGCUGGCCUUAUCAGACCCCUUUGUUCUUCAACUAGCUGAAGCUCUCGAGGACUCGCUACCCUCUUCUUCUUCUUCUUCUUCUCCUCCUUUACCUCUCCAAAAUCUAAGAGACUCUUCCUCUGAGGCCCUCCUCUCAACCCCAUGGCCUUCUCGCAAAGACGAGCCCUUUCGCUUCACAGACACCUCCUUCAUCAAGAACUCCCAAAUCCAACCAAUCUCUCGCCCACCGAGCUUUCCAAGCAUUUUGGAAGAUACCCAUUUCCCAACUCUAGUUAUAGUUGAUGGGUUUGUCGUAAAUUUCUCAAAUUUGACCGAAUUGCCAAAUGGGGUUUAUGUGGGUAGCUUGCUGGAGCUCACAGAAGAGACCAUUAUGAAAAGGGUCUCUGAGUUUGUGUCUAGCAGUUGUGAUGGAGACUUAUUUUGGUCCAUUAAUGGAAUUGGGGCUCCCGAUUUGACAGUGAUUUAUGUACCAUCUGGGUGCCGGGUGGACGCUCCAGUUUAUCUGCGGUACUUUGCUAAUGAGGGCGGAGAUGAGGGGUCGAAUAAACUCCCGUUAUCGAAUCCGAGGGUGCUUGUGUUGGCGGAGAAGGGAGGGGAGAUUGGUAUAAUUGAGGAGUUCUUGGGUGGGGAUGGUGACAAGUGUUAUUGGGCGAAUUCUGUUUUCGAGGUAGUGGUUCGAGAAGGAGGAAAAGUUAGGCAUUCUUAUGUUCAGAAUCAAUCUUUGAAUGCUGCCCACAUAAAGUGGACUUGGGUCCGCCAGGAAUCAGCUAGUGCAUAUGAGCUUGUAGAGGUUAGUACUGGUGGAAAAUUGAGCAGGCAUAAUCUCCAUGUUCAGCAACUGGGACCAGACACAACCACCGAGUUAUCAACAUUGCACUUGUCUGUCGGUGAUCAGACACAAGAUCUACAUAGUAGCAUUGUCUUGGACCAUCCUCGGGGUUAUUCCAGACAACUUCAUAAAUGCAUUGUGUCUCAUUCUCUAGGACAAGCCGUAUUUGAUGGGAACAUAAAGGUCAACAGAUAUGCUCAGCAAACAGACGGAGGGCAGCUGACAAGAAGUCUUCUUCUUGCACCUCGUGCAACUGUAAAUGUCAAACCCAAUCUUCAAAUUAUUGCUGAUGAUGUCAAGUGUUCGCAUGGAGCUGCAAUUAGCGACCUAGAAGAAAGCCAACUCUUCUAUUUCCAGGCACGUGGCAUUGACUUAGAGGCAGCGAGAAAGGCUCUCCUAUUUUCCUUUGGUGCAGAGGUGAUCGAAAGAUUACCUUACGCUUGGAUGAAGAAGAACGUAGAAAGUCAAAUUAAAGAAUUGUUGGAUCCUACUAAUAAAGGAUCAUAAUUGGAGGUGCUAACAUAGGUCAUUGGCUACGGGAAUUUUAACUGUUAUUGAGAAUCAAAUAAAUUUUGGUUUUAUUUGUAACUAUGGAACGUUUCUGCUCCAUUUCAUUCCCAAGCAAACAGAGACUGGAAAUAAAUUAUUUUGAUUUUUAAUUUUGCACUGUAAAAUGGUUCCGGUUGUGUCUAUGUUGUCACAUAUUAAUCAUAAAUUGAAGAUAUUACGUCAUUUGAGAUGCAUGGUUGAAACUUGUAUGUGUAUUGAUUCAAGAGCUUAUUUGUGCUGAUUAUGCUUUUGAAAUUCACAUGAAGAAUCCCUUACCCAGGGGUACCUCAGAGAUUUAUACAGAGAUAGUUAAGGGAUUGGGAGAGACAUAGGUGGGCGCAUUACCUGGACGUGCCAUGAGCUUCAUUACCAAAAGAUCCAAUCUAGACUCUCCAACAGUUAAUGGUUAUCCAAGCAAGCCAAUAGGAUUAUACAGUAAGCAGUCUAUCAUAUUCGGAUCAGACUCAAAUGCUGAGGACCUGGAAGGAUAUGCAGGUGCUGGGUUUUAUGACAG
Prunus mume (Japanese apricot) is the source of this 2132-nucleotide messenger RNA. RefSeq names its product non-intrinsic ABC protein 6 (gene ABCI7). The record is from RefSeq and is a predicted model, not a curated record. NCBI's taxonomy places the organism in Eukaryota, Viridiplantae, Streptophyta, Magnoliopsida, Rosales, Rosaceae. Gene Ontology annotation, biological process: iron-sulfur cluster assembly.